AUGACCGAUACCGAGUCCUCGGGCCCUCAACAGGCACCAGUUCCUGCUGCACAAGGUACCCCAGUCGCACUGGCUGCGACGGCCACUUCGCCGCUGGGAGAUUCUGGUGUCGUUCAAGACAACGCCAUGGUGGCCAGUGAUGCUCUCAAAACGGGCAUGGACCAGGGUGCAACCUCGACGCUCCCUAUCCGGCAGGACACCACGACAUCUGGCUUCGACCCGGCGGAUCCGAUGAGCUUCGGACGUCAUCGGCGAGAGAAUAUCAGCACCAAGCAGAUGAAAGUUGAUCAUCCUGAUGGAGACAAGAGAAAGCUCAAGAAGUACUACAGCCGGCAGAAUGAGCUGAUUGACCAGUUCUUGGGAGCCGAGGAUGAGGAGCGCAAUACGCUGGAGGAAGAUGCGCGAUACAAGCCAAAGAUCAAGUUCGCGGUGAACGCAUCGUUCGUCGUCAACUUUUGCCUCUUUGUCAUCCAGAUGUAUGCUGCGAUAUCGACGGGAUCACUCUCGCUUUUUGCAACUGCGGCGGAUGCGUUUAUGGACUUGGUAUCGUCCUUUGUGAUGCUGAUCACAUCCAGACUUGCGGCCCGGCCGAGCAUCUACAAAUAUCCAGUGAUUGAAUCUGCGCGUAACUUGGGUUCGGGAGGAGAACACGAGGCUGAGGGUCUCCAUAUCAUUCCGCUCACCUUUGUUGGUGUUGCCAUUUUUGCCAAGGGCAGCUUGAUGAUCUACUGCCUCUUCUACCGGAGGUUCCCAACAGUGCACGUCUUCUUUGUUGACCAUCGAAACGACAUUGUGGUGAACAUCUUUGGGUUGGUGAUGGCGAUCGUAGGUGACAAGUUUGUGUGGUACCUUGAUCCAAUUGGCGCCAUCCUGAUAGCCCUUUUGAUUCUCUUCUCGUGGGCUUCAAAUGCCUUUGAGCAAGUCUGGCUUCUGGUUGGCAAGUCAGCGCCCAAGGAGUUUAUUGCGAAGCUCAUCUAUAUGACCAUGACACAUGACGACAGGAUUGUCAAGGUCGACACGUGUCGGGCAUACCAUGCUGGUCAGCAUUAUUAUGUUGAGCUGGACAUUGUGAUGGACGAAAACACACCCCUGAGAAUCUCUCAUGAUGUCGGUCAGACGCUCCAACGAAAGCUUGAAGGGUUAGCGCUGGUUGAGCGAGCAUUUGUACAUGUCGACUAUGAGCACGCGCACAACGUCCACGAGGAGCACAAGCCAUUAUAUGAGAAGCCGACACCCAAGAGGAGUCUCAAGGACAUGCUCUUGUUCAGGAAGCCCGCCAUGACACAAGGUGAGGCGAAUGCGUCAAUCGGGCAGUGA
Messenger RNA from Neurospora crassa OR74A, 1317 nucleotides. Its product is annotated as cation diffusion facilitator 1. The record is from RefSeq and is a predicted model, not a curated record. Gene Ontology annotation, molecular function: monoatomic cation transmembrane transporter activity. Gene Ontology annotation, cellular component: membrane. Lineage: Eukaryota; Fungi; Ascomycota; Sordariomycetes; Sordariales; Sordariaceae. Gene Ontology annotation, biological process: monoatomic cation transport; transmembrane transport. The transcript has 6 exons. Bases 1 to 1317 code for a protein of 438 amino acids.